Cladocopium goreaui is the source of this 2934-nucleotide messenger RNA. The record is from the annotation of a GenBank genome assembly. NCBI's taxonomy places the organism in Eukaryota, Dinophyceae, Suessiales, Symbiodiniaceae.
AUGGCCUACGAGCUGGCCAAGUUGAUGAGCUACGAGGUGCAUGAUCGCAUCAUCAAUUUGCUGUUCAACGAGCUGCAACGGGAUCCUAUAGAAGGAUUUGGCCGCCCCACUAUGGGGCAGUUAGCAGCCGCAGACCGUGAGGUGCACCUCAAGUUGGCGGAGUUGACAAGGGCAGGCCUGCCCCUUGGGCCCAAUGGGGAGUUACCCCUGGACAAGCAUGUUGAUGACGUUUUGAGGCUGCCAUCAGUGAUGUGGUUACUCAUGCCUAGGCCCAAAGGGAAUCCUGACAGAACGCCCUCGAAAGCAGCACCCGCGGCGCCAGCACCGAAGCAUCAACCUGACAAGAGGCCAACCAAGAACCACAAGUUCGACAAGACCAAAGGCAAGAGAGUGAAGACUCCCAUGCCCUUGCAACUACGUGGAGGCACACCCAACGACGCAGAUGGGAAAUCCAUCUGCUUUGGCUACAACCUUGGCACGAGCCCAUACGUUCCUGAGCCAUGGGGAUUCAGCUUGACUCCCGACUCGCAAGCGGUUGAGAUCGGAGCUGCCACAGCAGACCUGGGGUUGCUAGCGACUCAGUGUCGCACGGUGUUGAAGGCCCUCGGGAAAGACCCGAGCUCAAAGUUUCCAGAAGGCUUUCCCUGGCUCAAAGGUAUCAACCUCAUCAAAGUUGAGGCUGCGAACUCCCUCUAUGACUUUGCGGCAAAAGUCGCAUGGCUUUGCGAUGAGCAUGGGGUUUUGUUCACAGUGGAGAACCCGGCAAAUUCUUACAUGUGGGAAACAAAAUUUUUCAAGCACUUGGUGGAUCGAUUUUUCUUUCACAUAAUUGAUGCAUGUGAGUAUGGCUCAGAGCACAAGAAGGCAACUGCAUUUUUAGCAAAUUUUUCGGCAGACAGGCUCAGGCAACGUUGCACAGGCAACCAUACUCACAAAUCUUGGAAUGUUGAGAAAGCGGAGGACGGCAGCUGGCGUUUUGAUACAGCCAAAGAGGCCGAAUAUCCCACGAAACUGGCAAAACAACUUGCGCUGGCCUUGUUUGACAAGCUGCUCGAAUCGCAACAGUUUAAACUUCAGGACAAUUUGGAAGACCAUGCGCCCAAAGUGUCUUCAGAAGCUCAGCCACGCCGUCCCAAAGGGCCUUUGCUGCUUACAGAGUUCAAGACCAAAGUGGUUGUUUCAUGUGACCCUGCACAGGUGCCGCCUGAAACCAUCCCAGAAGCAGCUUCUCCGCCGUUGCAAGGGAUCCCAGUUGGAGCUAAGCGGCUUGACGUUCAGCCGGUGUUCAAUGAGAAGGGGGAGAAGGCCAUCAGUUUCAUUCUUCGUGAAGGUCCUGUAAAGACUGCACAACACAGGACCAGGAUGUUGAACCACUUCCUUGAGAGAGCGAAGUGCCUCCAGACUGAAGAGGCGAGACUCCAUGAGAGUCUGGAUCAAUCAAUCAGACCGGUGUUGGCAACCAAGCGCUUGCUGCUUUUCAGAGAAACGUUGGUUGAGGCUGGAGUUGAUGAUCCACAGUUGUUCGAUGAUUUACGUUUUGGCUUCAGGCUAGUGGGAGACCUCCAACCCUCCGGACAAUUUCAACCGCAGUGGAAGCCUGCUUCUUUAGACGUUGAGCAGCUCAAGCAGACGGCAGUGUGGGCUCAACGUGCAGUGAUUGCAUCCUGUCGGAAGGGUCUGGAUGAUUUGGAAGUGGCUCAGGCAGUAUGGGAUGAAACAAUGGAGCAGACGAUGCCAGACAAACAAUGGGUCAAAGGACCAUUUACUGCUGAACAGAUCACCCAGCGUUUGGGUCCUUCCUGGGUGCCGUCGAGGAGGUUCGGAGUCCGGCAAAAUGGAAAGAUCAGACCAGUGGAUGACUUUUCUCAAUUUUUGAUCAAUGCAACUGUGUCAUGUCAUGAGAAGAUUGACUUGGAGGGCCUGGACCACAUCUGCUCCACAGCACGCUUCUUCAUGGGAGCAUCCACUGAAGACGGUGACAUGCGCACCGCUGGGGACAAAGGAUCAGCCCCUUGCAAGAGGGCUCCAGAGUGGUCGGCCUCUGACGCCAAGGACAUUUUUGGGAGAUGCCUGGAUUUGAGACAGGCGUACAAACAACUCGUCAGACACCCAUGCGAUGCCUGGGCAGCAGUUUUAGCUGUCCCUUGCCCUGCUGAUGGAACAGUUUACUUCUUCGAGGCCAUUGCAUUGCCCUUCGGGGCUGUCAGUUCGGUGUUGGCGUUUAACCGGGCGGCGAGAGCUCUAAGGACAAUUCUGUCACGAGUCUUCAAGCUGGCCACAACGAAUUUCUUUGACGAUUUCUGCCAGUUGGAACUAGGCCUCCUCAAGGAAUCAGCGUGGAAGACUGCGGAGACGGUCAUGCAGCUGCUUGGCUGGAAGAUAUCCUCAGGAGAGGACAAACGGAAACCCUUUUCCAAAAGUUUUGAGAUCUUGGGCGCAGUGGUUAGCUUCAAAUCGUCUCCCAUUGAUGUGAUCGAGGUUUGCAACAAAGAAUCAAGGUGCGUAUUUGGAGAUCAUGUCCCACAGCCCUUCGUCACAGCCUGGGCGCGUGCUGGCAAGAGACAAGUCAUAGCCCAAGCUGAGAUGUUUCCAGUUCUCGCAGCUAAGUGCACAUGGAGAAAGCAGCUGAGCGGGAGGAGCAUCAUCUGGUUCCUCGACAACGAAUCAGCGAGGAUGGCUUUUGUAAGAUGUUUUUCACCAGUGAUUGACAAUUACUUCAUGUUGCAGUUGAACUCCAAAUUUGACUUGGAACUUCAGACAAGAAACUGGUACAGCCGUGUGCCCUCAAAAUCGAAUCCAUCAGACAGCGCGUCAAGACUCUCCUUCACAGAGUAUCAGAACUGCCACAUCCAAGACCCUUGCUACGAACGUUUGUUGAAGUCUCUGAGUGACUUUGAGUCGCUUAUGCAGUUGUUGGAAAGGGGUGGUGGGUAA